AUGUGGAUAACCUCUAGAGUGAACCUGAUUCAGCAAGCAUCGAUCUUACAUUCUCUCACAAAAGAAGCACUUUUGGAUCAAGAAAAUGAUUCAGUAAGAGUCCCAUUGCAGUCCUCAAAUUCUCAGAGUAGAGAGAAAAUCUCAUCCAAUGAUAAUGAGCAGGGCGAGGCUAAAAGAAUUAAAGACUGGAGGGCUGAAAUGAAGUUUCCGGUUCCUGAUUACAUUAAGCAGCAAGAUGAAGAAAAUAAAAUGACCAAUUGGAAAAAGAUCUCACAUUUUAUCCUUUUUGAAAAAUAACUUCGAGACUACACUUGACUCUAUUAGAGCUAAGAGAGGCCUCCAGCCGCUGAAAAGAGAAUCAAAAGGGUCAAAGAAGACCUCUAAGACCCAAAAGAAGUUCGAUACCUUCAUGGAUACGAAAAAGAAAACUGCUGAAUUAUUGAAGGAUAAGAAUCUUCCUGAAAAUUUUAUCGACAAUAUUCUAAACAUUCUCAAAGUGUCAAUCUUUAACUUCGUCGUUAAAGGGCUUAAAAAGAUGGGUAAGAAAAUAGUCCUGAAGAACAAGAGCAAGAAGAGAGCCAAGAGGGUCAAUCUGGUAUCCAAGUAUACUAAAAUGCAGACAAGGAUAAAACCCGUUUAUAAAGGGAAGAAAAUUCUUGCUUCUCCUAAGAACUUGAAACCAAAAAUAAAGGAGAUAAAUAGCUCAGUCAUCAAAGAAAGAUUUGAUGCUCUUAAAGAGAAAAUUAUGGCUCGUCGACAGAGAAAUUUUAAUGAGUCACAAUCAAUGUUAAACAAUGAUAAAUCCUCUCUGAUAGCAACUACAAAUUAUCUAAACAACUCUUUCUAUGACCAAAAUAGUGAUAUGGACAAGAGUCUUCUAAGAACGGAGAAUAAAAUGUCCAGUUUCAGACCAAAGAGGUUAUUGAGCAACCAGAAGCCAACACUGAACCAAAAUUCUAGCGGAAAUUUAUGAAAAUAACCAGCUUCCAAUGCAACCUAAGACAUUCCAUACAAGAAAGAAGGCCUUUAUAUAAAAGCUGAAUUAAAUCCUUUAUUUCAGAAGAAGAGAAAUGAAAGACCUCUUCUUACUAGUUUGAGAUAUGCUGACUCAAAGGAGCUCAAAAGCAUGAUCAAGGAGACCACUAAGAAUAGAGAAAAGAAAAUUUUCAAGAGCGCUUUUGACUUUGAACUGAGCAUUAAGCAUAAUAAUCCCUUUAAAAAGGCACCGCAGAAAUAUGGCUUCGCUAAUUUUGCCAGUCAAAGGAUCUCUUUAGGUACUGAUGAUAUUGUUAGGCUAAAAUUUGACGGACCAAAAGUUAGCAAAGUUGGCUAUAAGACAAGAUACAAAGCUGCUAGCCAAAGAGUAUCUCCAAAUAGGCUUGCUACCGCCAUUGCUGAGAGAAGGGAGCUAUAAUUUUGAAUAAAAUUUUC
Moneuplotes crassus is the source of this 1431-nucleotide messenger RNA. The record is from the annotation of a GenBank genome assembly. Lineage: Eukaryota; Ciliophora; Spirotrichea; Euplotida; Euplotidae.